Messenger RNA from Pteropus alecto (black flying fox), 1625 nucleotides. It is a transcript of the gene TYMP, whose product is annotated as thymidine phosphorylase. The record is from RefSeq and is a predicted model, not a curated record. Gene Ontology annotation, molecular function: 1,4-alpha-oligoglucan phosphorylase activity; pyrimidine-nucleoside phosphorylase activity. NCBI's taxonomy places the organism in Eukaryota, Metazoa, Chordata, Mammalia, Chiroptera, Pteropodidae. Gene Ontology annotation, biological process: pyrimidine nucleobase metabolic process; pyrimidine nucleoside metabolic process. Gene Ontology annotation, cellular component: cytosol.
CACACGGCCGCCACACACAGGGGACGGGAAGGGAGGGACGGACUUGAGAAACGGGAACUGGGUGGGGUCAAAUGCACCUGGUCGCACAGACGGGCACAGGGCGGCGGCAGGUUCCAGGUUCGUCUCGCAUCCCGCAGGCCCAGAGCCAUGGCAGCUCCAGUGACCCCAGGAUCCCUGGCACCCAUCCCAGUUGCGCCUGGCGACCUCUCGCGGGGCGGGUCCCGGGGCCCUCCUGAUCUCCCGGCAGAGCCCAAGCAGCUCCCUGAGCUGAUUCGCCUGAAGCGAGACGGAGGCCGCCUGAGCGAGGGGGACAUUAGGGGCUUCGUGAGCGCUGUGGUGGAUGGGAGUGCACAGGGUGCGCAAAUAGGGGCCAUGCUCAUGGCCAUCCGGCUGCGAGGCAUGGAUCUGGAGGAGACUGUGGCGCUGACCCAGGCCAUGGCCAAGUCUGGGCAGCAGCUGGAGUGGCCGAAGGCCUGGCACCAGCAACUCGUGGACAAACAUUCCACAGGGGGAGUAGGUGACAAGGUCAGCCUGGUCCUGGCACCUGCCCUGGCUGCCUGUGGCUGCAAGGUACCAAUGAUCAGCGGACGUGGCCUAGGGCACACAGGGGGAACUUUGGACAAACUUGAGUCUAUUCCUGGAUUCACCGUUAUCCAGAGCCCAGAACAGAUGCAAGGUCUGCUGGAGCAAGUUGGCUGCUGUAUUGUGGGUCAGAGCAAGAAGCUGGUUCCUGCAGAUGGAAUCCUGUAUGAAGCCAGAGAUGUGACAGCCACCGUUGACAGCCUGCCACUCAUCACAGCUUCUAUCCUCAGUAAGAAGGUGGUGGAGAACCUGUCUGCUUUGGUCAUGGAUGUGAAGUUCGGAGAGGCUGCAGUCUUCCCUAGCCAGGCAGAGGCCAGGGAGCUGGCGCGAGCACUGGUUGGUGUAGGGGCGGGCCUGGGGCUUCGGGUUGCAGCCGCUCUGACGGCCAUGGACAACCCCCUGGGUCGCAGCGUGGGCCACACCCUGGAGGUGGAGGAGGCGCUGCUUUGCAUGGACGGUGAGGGGCCGCCGGACCUGCGGGACCUGGUCACUAAGCUUGGUGGCGCCCUCCUCUGGCUCAGCGGACAGGCGGAGACCCAGGCCGAGGGCGCCGACCGGGUGGCUGCGACGCUGGACCACGGCUCAGCCCGGGGCUGCUUCGAGCGAAUGCUAGCGAUGCAGGGCGUGGACCCAGGCCUGGCUCGAGACCUAUGCUCCGGGACCCCCGCGCAGCGCCACCAGCUGCUGCCGCGCGCCCAAAGGCAAGAGGAACUGCUCGCGCCUGCGGACGGCACCGUGGAACAAGUCCGGGCACUGCCGCUGGCGCGCGUGCUGCACGAGCUCGGCGCCGGGCGCAGUCGCGCAGAGUCGCUCCAGCCAGGGGUGGGCGCCGAGCUGCUGGUCAGCGUGGGCCAGAGACUGCGCCGCGGGACGCCGUGGCUCCGCGUGCAUCUGGACGCGCCGGCGCUCAGCGGCCCGCAGCGCUGCGCUCUGCAGGGGGCGCUCGUGCUGUCCGACCGCGCGCCCUUCACCGCCCCCUCGCCCUUCGUUGAGCUCAUCUUGCCGCCGACCGACACGCAGCAAUAAAGCCCGAGAGCCGCAAA